Molecule: messenger RNA, 4612 nt
Organism: Corythoichthys intestinalis (scribbled pipefish)
Lineage: Eukaryota; Metazoa; Chordata; Actinopteri; Syngnathiformes; Syngnathidae
Gene: ppp1r1b
Product: protein phosphatase 1, regulatory (inhibitor) subunit 1B
Exons: 5
Coding region: 197-727 (176 amino acids)
Biological process (GO): intracellular signal transduction
Cellular component (GO): cytoplasm
Molecular function (GO): protein phosphatase inhibitor activity
Source: RefSeq, a predicted model, not a curated record
CCCCUCUGUAUCUCCUUCCCCAUUCAGCCUCAUGUGAGGAAAGAUCGACGGUGUCGCUCCUGCUGCCGGCGCACAGGUUAAGCGGAGAGGAGAAAGCGCCGAGGACUUUUUGUGAACGAGCAAACGGUGCGGGAGGCAGGAUUAGCGGGGCCUCCCUCCGAGGAGGUCGCAUCCGUUCCGUUCUAGCGGAAGAGCCAUGGAGUCCUCCGCGUCCACCGAGGUGGAGAGCAAAGAGCGGAGGAAGAUCCAGUUCGCCGUCCCGGCCUCGGCGGCCACCAACCUGGACCCCCGUCAAGUUGAGAUGAUUCGGCGCAGGAGGCCGACGCCCGCCACCCUCUUCAGAGUAGCCGACCAAGGCUCGCCUGAAGACGAGCAGACCGGCCAUCAGGUAAAGUGGGUCGUGGGUGAGAACGGCGUCCUCAAACCAAAGCGAGUCAAUCCAAACCUGUACCAGCCUCCGUCACUUAAAGCUGUACAGAAGAUGGCCGAAGCGCACAUGCAGAACCUCGGCGUUCGCCCUCCUCUGGAGCACCCUCGCGAGGGCGAGGAGGACGACGACCUCUGGGAAGGAGCCGCCGACCAGCAGGAGUCGGUGAGCGGCGGGCCGCCGGAAGCGGCGGCCGGCGCCCAGGAGAGCCGAGGGCCGAUCCGGGCCUCGCGGGCGGAGGAGGAAGUUGAGGAAGAGGGCCCGACGACAGAGGAGAGCAAGUCGCUAGGGACUAAAUGAGCAAAUAUUCAAAGGAGCCCGCUCACCUCCCUUUUUGCUUCUCGAGCUGAGGUCGCGUAAGUGCCCGCGGAGCAGUCCGAACAUCCGUCUUUUUGCAAUUCAAUUGAAAAACAAAGCUCUUCAGUGUACUCUGUCGUGUUCCGCUUCAUUGCAAAAUGACACCUGUUUAACAUUUCCAUGGUUUUGAGUACAGUGAAACCUCUGACAGAAUCAGAAUAUGAGUGUGGCGAGAUUUGCAAACCGGAAGUAAUAAAAGGGAAAACGGCAUCAUCAUUUCUCUCCUAACCUGAUGGGCCUGAAAAAAGCACCCGUUUUUUUUUCAAUUCAAUUUUAUUUGUAAAGCCCUAGAUCACAACAAGGUUGUCUAAAAGGGCUUUGCAGAGGUAAUGUGAUACACAGUUCGAAACAGCAGAUGAAAUAAAAAAAGGUCAAGUCCUGGGCAUCCCCCAUCCUUCGACCCUCCAUGUCGGCAAGGAAUAACUCCAAAACUCCUUGGGAAAAAUGAGAAACCUUGGGGAGUACCAAAGUCAGGAGAGAGCCACUCCCAGGACGGAUAGACACGAUGCCCCAGGAAUGCUACUGGGAAUUAGCAGACGGAGUUACAGUUUGUAAAGAUGCAAUAGAGUAAGGGAACAAGAAGAGGUCCAUCUAGCCAGAUGAGACUGGGGGGAGGGUAACGAGGACGUCCAUCCAGCCAGUGGUCUGGAUAGUCAGGAAGGCUGCAGCUGAAAAAGGGGACACCAGGUGACUAGUGAUGAAGUGACUUUUUUGAACCUCAGACAUUCGUAUUGGUAUUUAACUGGAAUCCAAGCGAUUACUGACAACACAACGACCGACACACGCUGCAUAUUCGUUAUGGAAAAGGAGUUUGAGUUGCCCUCGCUCAUCCGUCCUAGGGGGAAUCCCCGCCACCAUCAUAAGGGCUGUUCCCAAUGCUUAACUUGUAAAUCAUAAGUUGCCGGGACGCAAAGUACAUAUGACAGCGGAAGGAUGACGAGACGGGCACGGGUCCCGGAACAUAUGCAGAAAAUGGUGCUGAAAACAACACGCAAAUGACCACUUGCCAUUCUGUGGGACUUACAAGCCUCAAUUGCCAUGGUAGUAUAAAUGUUAUGGCAACAAUUUGCAAUUAUUUAGGCUAUACUCUGCACAGCACUGGCAAUUGCCCACAUAACCACAGGUGGGACUUCAGUACACAGUCAGGAAUUAGUUUCUCAACAGGUCUAACUUAUAUAAACCCCCCCAACUUAUAAAGUUCCCACUGCCUUACAAAUUCUGCAGCCCAAACCCGAAUUUCCCAUAAGGGUACUGGCCUGUUGCGGCAGCUGUUGGUGGUCCACACAGCUGACUGCUGACGCUGUAGCCGGCCCCUACUCCCGGUGGCGCUGAACCUGACCGGCUGCUGCCACAGUAGCAGCCUCCCUUGCCGGCUUUGCCGUCUGUCCGUGAACCUGGCUGGCUGCUGUGGCGCUAGCCUCCUGCUGUUAGCAUGCCUUCUCCGUGCGCACGAUCGCUGCAGCUGCCCUCAUCACCGGUUGUUGCUUUUCUGACUUGUUUUGAACCAUCUUCUUUCUUUUUGAAAAAAAGACCGUAAAUUUAUUUUGGCAUGUUGAAAUACUGUUUGAUCUUGGCUGCUUGCUCCCCAGAUGCUACAAAUUUCCCAAGUUAAAAUUUUUUUUUUUUUUUUUUUAAAUGUCAAUUGUGUGAUUUGUUGGUCCGCCUUUUCAGUGCAUCAACAAAUUUCCCACUCUUUCAAAUGACGUAAAAUUUUUCUAAAAACGUGCAAUUCUUGGGAUUUGCUCUGUAAUGAAUUUAUGCAUAUGAUUAUUUUAUUUUAUAUGUUUUUAGAAAACGUUUUUAUAUUAUUAUUAUUCCCUAUACACGAGAGGUGCCGGAUCUGCCCAAAUAAGUCCUGGAACACAGGGAGGCCAAAAUCAAGAGGCGCCGGGUCUCGUUCCGGCAGGAUCCGGCUGUUCCAUUUCUCUAAACGGCUGAAGUGAACUUGGCGAGAUCGGCUCUCGAUCGGGUCAACAACGAUGGUCACUCCAGACCUGUAUGUCAGCCACAAUGCAUAGAGACGGUGCACGAAAAAUGUGUCCACGCGGUGGCGACAAUGAACCUCAAAGACUGUCGUGUGCUGUCUAUUUUCCACCAAAGGGAGGAGGAUGGUGGUAGUAACAGAGCUAAUAAUCAGGAAAACACAAUCUAGAACUAAAGUCAACUAAAGUAGGUUAAAUGUAUUUAAACAACAAAACUGUCCACAAAUUAUUAGGUAAAGACAAAUGAAUUGCCCAAACAAAAAUUCUAAAUUCUGGUAAUUACCAGGUACUUACAUAUUGCCAUCAAGCGGAAAAUACGUCUCCGUCUUAAUGACAUGAGUCUCUGUACGUUUUGGGUGAUUUGGAAUAGGUACGCUAACAACAAGAUUGUCUGGCCUGUGAGUGAACGAGGUGUUCCAUAUACUACCUCUGACCUCCAAGUGGCCUCCGUGUGACUCAAAGCAAGAGCUGAGGGCGAGUGAGUGACGGCGACUCAAAACUGUUUUAGGAACGCAGCCCCGGUUUCUUCCUUUUUCCCCAGAUGGAGUUUGCCCGAUUUGGGGCUUAGAUCAGGGACUCUCUCGUAGCCCAUAAAGAGUUGUCUUUUUGUGAUUAAGGGCUAUGUAAGUACUGGAAAUCAAAUUGGUCUUGAUUUUUUUUCCUCACCUAGCUUCAAGUAUGUCGACCUCAGUAAUGACUAGCUGAUCCCUGAAGAUGGCAUAGAGGAUCACAUUGCAUCGCUUCAGAUUAUAAAUCGGCACAGCUUUUCCGUAGGGGAUUGAUAUGUGCUGAAUUAGUUUCUUUGAUUGCGAGAGAGAAACGGACAGACUCGUCAAAAGUAGGAUAGUUUUAGGAACUUAAGGCAUAGCUUAAAAAGAUGUAAAGCAUAUUUAUGGUAAAAACUACUAGUGUCAAAGCAAUGAAUUUGGUUCCAACCUUUUCACCUAUCUGAUCUUCUAAAGUGUGAUCAGUGGGCCAGAAGCCGUUUGUUUCAGGAAAAAAAAAAAAAUCAUUGCUUAAACUGUGCUGUAUUGGUUGGAACCAAAUCCAGGACCCUUUGUGGAAUUGCUUUGACACCCCUGGUAUAAAUGACCUGUGACGUGUGCGUCACAAUGGCGCAAUUAAGCCAUAAAAACAUCGACACUGAGGUUCCACAGUUUUCUUUUAAUGGAGCAGAUUGGUAAAACAACUUCAUUGACCAUGGCAUCAUUUGACUUCCUCCUUACCAACCUGCUCAAUGACAGUUUGUCAAUCGGCGUGGUGCAUCAUGAUGACUUCAGAGGUUUCACUGUAAAGCGUUUCAAAACAGGUUACACUUAAGUGGAAUAUACCGCCACCUGGUGGCUCAACUUUACCCCCCCCCCCCCCCCAAUGAAUUAAUCAGCCUUUUCCCGAUGUUUAGAUGUAACAAACAAAAUUGUGGAAGAGUCUACUUUGUGUAGUUGAUUUGAUUUUUUUGCUUUCAAAGGCAAAGCUACCUCGCUGAUAUGGCUUUUCAACCAAAUUUCCUUGUAUGCUUACCUUUUUGACAUCACCUGACAGGUUUGCAAAUCAUCAAAACAGUCACCCACCGGUCUGACAUUUCUACAAAACGGAUCUUUUUCCCAUGUACCAUUCUUUUGCGCUGCUGUUUGUAAGAAGAAAAAAAAAAAGCUGACUGGAAUAGUGCGCACCUGAGUUAUUCAAACCUGUUUCCCUCCUCUUUACUCUCCUUUGUCUUCGAUUCAAGGGAUGCCUGAGCUCACGACUCUUGAUUUUUGCUUGUUUUCCUUUGGCUUGUUUUGAAAUGUGUUUUCAAUUCUCCAACUUUAAAAUACAAUGUCAGAAUAAAACACUCUUUCCUUAC